Molecule: messenger RNA, 540 nt
Organism: Staurois parvus
Lineage: Eukaryota; Metazoa; Chordata; Amphibia; Anura; Ranidae
Source: the annotation of a GenBank genome assembly
AUGGAUGAAUGCCAAAACAAUACAAUAAGAGGCUUUCACAUUAUGGGGUUCACUACUUCUGGAACUGGAACUUAUCUUAAAUUUGCUGGAUUUUUGUUGAUGUAUGUAAUAGCAGUGACAGGAAAUUUGCUUAUUGCCUUGUUGGUCUGCAAGACACCUCAACUGCACACCCCUAUGUAUUUCUUCUUGUUGAAUCUAUCAAUUGUAGAUGCCACAUAUGUAUCUGCCAUUCUUCCAAAGCUUUUAUCCCUUACUUUAACAGAUUAUAGGGAGAUCUCCUUUGAGGGCUGUAUCACCCAGUUGUAUUUCUUUGUAUUCUGUGCUGAUGCAGAGAUUUGUAUUCUGCUUUGUAUGGCCUAUGAUCGAUACGUUGCUAUUUGUUCUCCAUUGCACUAUUCAAUGAUAAUGAGAAAAAAGUGUAUGUGCUGUGAUGUCUGGUUGCUCACUUGUUGCCAGUGUCUUGAAUUCAUUACUCUUAACUUUACUUACAUCUACACUAUCCUUCUGCUACUCUCACAAUAUCAGCCAUUUCUUUUGUGA